Molecule: messenger RNA, 1272 nt
Organism: Colletotrichum higginsianum IMI 349063
Lineage: Eukaryota; Fungi; Ascomycota; Sordariomycetes; Glomerellales; Glomerellaceae
Product: Major facilitator superfamily transporter
Exons: 3
Coding region: 1-1272 (423 amino acids)
Biological process (GO): transmembrane transport
Cellular component (GO): membrane
Molecular function (GO): transmembrane transporter activity
Source: RefSeq, a predicted model, not a curated record
AUGCCUGACUGGAAGGCUAUGUUCGCCCCGGCGCCGUCCCUCGACGUGCCCGGCCUCGAGACCGUCGACCUCGCCGAUAAGGAGAUGGAGCGCCGCAUCGUCCGCAAGCAGGACCUCCGAAUCCUCCCCUGGAUCUGUGUGACCUACCUGCUGAACUACCUCGACCGCGUCAACCUCGGCAACGCCCGCACGCUCAACAACGACACGCCCGAGGACAACAUCGUCACCAUGCUCAACCUCACGGGUCAGCGCUACAACGUCGCCGUCGCCCUCUUCUUCGUCCCCUACGUCCUCAUGGAGUUCCCGUCCAACAUCAUGCUCAAGUACUUCUCCCCCUCCAAGUGGAUCUCCCGCAUCAUGGUCUCGUGGGGCAUCGUCACCAUCUGCACCGCCGCCGUCACCACCUACGGCGGCCUCCUCGCCGUCCGCAUCAUGCUCGGCCUCGCCGAGGCCGGUUUCUUCCCCGGUAUCAUGAUGUACCUCUGCUUCUGGUACAAGCCCGAGGAGCGCGCCACCCGCAUGGCCAUCUUCGCCUCCUCCGUCGCAGUCGCCGGCGCCUUCGGCGGCCUGCUCGCCACGGGCAUCUCCUUUCUCAACCGCAAAGGCGGCCUCACCGGUUGGCAAUGGCUGUUCAUCCUGGAAGGAAUCCCCGCCGUCAUCGUCGGCGUCAUGGUCUGGUUCAUGCUGCCCGACUACCCACAGACGGCCGCCUGGCUGACGCCCGAGGAGCGCGCCUUCGCCGUCAAGCGCCUCGGCCCCUUUGCGCCCUCGAUGAAGGACAAGCACUGGGACGGCAAGGUGGCGCGCAAGACGGUGGCCGACCCCUACUUCUGGCUCUUCGCCGUCAUGUACUUCCUCAUGACCAACUCGCUCAACGCCUUCGGCUACUUCGCGCCCACCAUCGUCUCCUCGCUCGGCUUCAAGGGCUACAACGCCCAGCUGCUGACCGUCCCGCCCAACGUCUUCGCCAUGUUCGUCAUCAUCGGCAACUGCCUGCACAGCGACAAGACCAAGGAGCGCUCGCGCCACGUCAUCGGCGGCCUCGUCUUCGUCGCCACGGGCUACCUGCUGCUGGCCGUCGUGAAGCACUGGGGCGUGCGCUACUUUGCCGUCAUGAUCAUCGCCUGUACCAACGCCGCCGUCCUCCCCUUUGUUGCUGUAAGUUUUUUUGUUUUUUUUUUCCUUUCUAUUCUUUUCUGUGGACACAUAUCUGUAAAUGGCGAUACUGUACAAGUUUCGCCUUGGAGAGAGAGAGAGAGAGAGACAGAGUGA